AUGGUGCUCUCUGCUUCCAAGUCCCUUGGGCCUUUGGCUCUCAUCGCCGCAUGUAGCUCGGCUUUGGCUUCCGCUUCAAACUGUGUUGAGCUCUUAAUUCCCGUUUCUGCGCAAGCCAACAACACAAAAUUCAACACAGUGAAGGUUGAUAGCAAUGUCGACGCAGUCGAAUUUACACUAAGUAGAGAUCGGUGGGAUGCCCUGACUAUCGCCGAAAUUUCCGGCGGUGAUAUUGCGGUUGGUGGAGACUUCGAAAUAAGCGGUCACUUUUGCAUUCCGUCAACUCCGCGGAAUGGCGAGAAUACUCUCCUAAUUGCGUCUCAUGGUGUUGGCUUCACAAAAGGUUUGUUCGAUCCCACUUAUAGACGGGAUGACCUUUCGUUUGUGAAAGCUGCGUCAGAUCAAGGCUACGCUGUAUUGGCUUAUGAUCGCCUUGGUGCCGGUCUGUCAUCUCUCCCAGACGCAUACGACUAUCUCCAAGUUCCUCUUCAAGGAGAGGUCCUUCGUGCUCUAACAGAGCGCGCUCUAAACGGCACAAUCGUUACAGCCUCCGAGAAGACUGGGGGAAACAGUAGCAUAGCAAAUUAUACAGCCGAAAAGGUCGUGCACGUGGGUCAUUCCUAUGGGUCAAUCGUCACAAACUGGUUCCUUGCACGAUACGGCUCCCUUAGUGCUGGCGCGAUUCUCACUGGCUUCUUAAUCGACAGUGAAUUUGCCAACCUUAAGGUUGAAAUAGCUGAUCUGUCAUAUGCCCCUGAGCAUAACCCUACGCUAUUCGAAAACCGCACGAGCGGCUACCUGGCAUUUGGCAGUCUUACCGCUUUCCAAGCUGAUAGUUUUAAGAAGGAAACUUUGGACCCUAAUGUGUUAACCUAUUGGAACGAAAAUAUUCAGUCAAGUCUGGGAGUUGGAGAAGUAUUGACACUGGGAACUGGGGUCGGAGAUGUUGUAGCCGAUUUUACUGGACCUCUUCAGAUAUUUGUUGGUGAAAACGACUUUGCCUUCUGCGCCGGUCAAUGCGCAGGCAUUUUUGAUCUGAAUCAACUUCACGGCUUGUACCCCAAUGUGAAGGACCUUGACGUCUAUCUCCAGCCUAAUACAGGACACGUCGUUCAACUAUCUCUCAACGCAACAGCAGGUUACCAGGUGAUAUUUGGUUUCUUGUCAAAGAAUGGACUGUAA
Molecule: messenger RNA, 1182 nt
Organism: Trichoderma aggressivum f. europaeum
Lineage: Eukaryota; Fungi; Ascomycota; Sordariomycetes; Hypocreales; Hypocreaceae
Exons: 4
Coding region: 1-1182 (393 amino acids)
Source: RefSeq, a predicted model, not a curated record